Messenger RNA from Paramecium tetraurelia, 915 nucleotides. RefSeq lists its product as uncharacterized. NCBI's taxonomy places the organism in Eukaryota, Ciliophora, Oligohymenophorea, Peniculida, Parameciidae. The record is from RefSeq and is a predicted model, not a curated record. The transcript is spliced from 3 exons.
AUGAAAUCAUUAUCUGCUUCCAAAUACAAUCAUAACAAUACGAGCUUUACAACACCUGAAAAAAAGUCAAAUAAAAGUAGAUAAAAUACACAGUCCACUAUGAAACUAAGUGGUGAAAUGAUGUCCGUUUAAAGUUAUUUAUAUGAAUAAGCUCAUCUCAAAGAAGAAGCCUCUAAAAAAGAGAUCAUUAGACUCAUUAGAUUAGUCAUAGAUAGUCUAGAAAAGAAUAGAAAUAUAAAAGAAUUAAAUGAAUAACACACUAAAUUAAUAAUUGGUUUGAGAACAUGUAUUAAUUAAUAAGAAGUAUCAAGUUACAUCAUUUAAUUAAUUUAAAUCAUUCGAGAAAUUACCAAUAAUCAACAAUUUAAAAAAGAAAUCUAAACUGAAAAUGAUAAAGCAAUUCUAAUUAAAAGAAUACACGAAUUAGAAUUAUAAGCCUAAGAAACUUAAUGGCAAUUCGAAAUGAAAAUUAGAGAUCAUCAAGCAACAUAGAAGAUUAAAUAAUAUUAAGAUGAAUUAGAGCAAAUCAAAAAGUAUAAAAAAGAGACUUAAAUCUCAAAGCCUUAAUGCAAUUCUCCUCAAAAUAUUGAAUUAAAAAAUCAAAUCAAACUCAUGCAAUAAAAAAUACAAAGCUUAUCUGAAAAAGAAAAGAAGUUGAUUCAAUUAGUAAAAGCAGUCAAAUCUAGAGGUAUUGAUGUUGAACAUAUUUAUAAAAACAUCAAUCAAAUAUCAAGUCGAAACAGUAGAAUAACUAAAGAUGAAACAAUAACUGACUUUGUUGAUAGUUCCCAUUCAGAUUUUGCAGACAUUUCAUAAUUAGAUGCUGGCCAAACUUUAAUCAAAAGAAAUCAUAAAUUUUUAUUUGAUUGAUUAUUUUCAUUUCUACACAUUUAUUUAGUAUAAUCAUAAACAAAA